Cannabis sativa is the source of this 2839-nucleotide messenger RNA. RefSeq lists its product as uncharacterized. The record is from RefSeq and is a predicted model, not a curated record. The coding region runs from base 1017 to 1721 and encodes 234 amino acids. The transcript is spliced from 3 exons. Lineage: Eukaryota; Viridiplantae; Streptophyta; Magnoliopsida; Rosales; Cannabaceae.
UUAUAAUUUUUUUUACCCUUAUAUGCUUGAAAAUGGGAAUUUGGCCCUAAGGGCAAUGUGGUAAUUGUGUAUUUUGGGUUAUGAUUCAUUAAAAGGGAAAUAUUAAGAAAAAUGAGAUUUUAUUUCUGCAUUUUACUCCAGCCCUAGCAGCCAGCCUCUCCCUCUCUCAAAAACUCAUUUUUUAGCUUUGAUUUUGUGGUGAAUUGCUUGUGGAAGAAAGCUUAGUUUUGGAGAUUUGGGGAUUUGCUCUUGCUUGGAUUUGAGGAUUACCGGCACUUGGUCAAGAGCACCCGGGGAUUUGGAAUCUCCAUAUUUGCGGGACAUCAGGAAUGGGUAAAUCUAUCUCUGAUCAGCCAUGAGUAUGGGAGUUGGGCGAUGUAUGUACAUGUUCGUGCCACACUAGACCAAGCAGGUUGGGGUCUACCAGUGUUGAAACUUUUGUAACUCUAUUUUGCCGCUUAGGUCGGUUAAGGAGAAAAGACUUGUAAUAUUUUGUAAAAUAAUUUUUAGGAUCCCGAAAUAUGUAACUUUUGUUUGUAAGGUUGAAAUUAUUACAAGUUUAUUUUCAUUUCGUUUUCGUUUAAAGUUUAAUUUCCGCGCUUAUUUUAAAACCAAUUCCGUUUAGGGGAUUAGGGUUUCUUAAUCAUAUUGGGUAGCGUGCCUAAAUCUUAGGGCGUUACAAUUUGGUAUCAGAGCGCCAAGGUUUUUAAACUUCUUGUAGACCGGCCGAACAUGUACAAUCAUCGUCAGAGAUAAGCUCGACUCAUGGUGCAGUAAGUGUUGAGAGUAAAUACUUUACUGCUUAUGUGAUCAAUUAAUUGCCGCUUUCCAUUUUAGGCAGUAUGUAAGCAUCUAGGGUAUUUAUGUGAUAUAUGAUGCCAUGCUUAAAAUGCUAUAUGUUAAGUGUUUAAUUAUAUGAAAUAAAUAGUUGAGUUAGGGUUUAAGGUAUUAAGUGCAUAAGUGUGGUAUUGGUGCUUAACUCGCUGGGGUUGUUGAUUACAGGGGUACUUGUAAAAAUGGACCCUCCGCAAUCAUCUAGACCACAAGGCGAGCAAGUAGAGCAUGGUGUAGACCAAACCAACCCACCGGCACCACCUGCACCUCCGCAGAAUCCGGGGGAUAAUGCGGGGGUUGGCAAUGUUAAUCCUCCUGCUAACUGGCAGCAGAUGUUCCAAGAAAUGCGAGGUAUCAUACUUCGUCAAGAGGAAGAAUUGCGUCGAUUAAGGCAACCGGCACCGGCUGCCCCUGUUGAGCAAGUGUUACCACCAGCGCUUGUGGUAGUGAUGGGUAACCAGGGGUUUAUGAUGUCGCACAGAGAUUCUGUGUUUGAACGGUUUGUGAAGUUGCAACCUCCAACUUUUUGGGGAGGUACUGACAUAAUUAAGGCUGAGCAGUGGAUGAGUACAAUCACCCGUAUCCUUGAUAAUAUGGGAGUGACGGGAACAGAGAGAGUGAAUUGUGCAGCUUUCAUGUUACAAGAUCAUGCCCGCGUCUGGUGGGAUAUUGUGGGACAGACUCGUGACGUCAGUGUAAUGACUUGGGAUGAGUUUAAGAAUUUGUUUGAAGAAAAAUUUUAUAACAUCGCAGUGAGGACUUCACAUAUGGAAGAUUUUGUGAAACUAACUCAGGGGAAGAUGUCUGUGGCCGAGUACACUCUGGAGUUUGAUCGGCUGUCCAAGUUUGCUGGUGAUCUGGUGCCCACAGAUUUCACCAAGAAAUAGAAAUAUGUGAGAGGACUGAAUGCCACAAUCAGUCGGGACUUGAAAAUUACCACUUCACAUGACACUUUGUAUAAGAAAGUGGUAGAGCUAGCCUUAAUUGCUGAGGAGGCUGAGCAACAUGUAGUGAAAGAGCAGACUGCAAAGGAUGCCGUCACGGCAUCGAACCCUCCUGCUAGUGGUAAUAUCAGUAAGGGGACCGACAGUGGUAACCCUGAUCACAAACGGAAGGUUGAUGCUUCCGGAACAUCAGGGGGCAAUAGAAAGUUUCGGGGAAACAGAGGUGAUCGUCAGGGCCGCGGAUCUUCAUUCCGAUCUUAUCCUGAGUGUCUGAAAUGUAAGAAACACCAUCAGGGUGAAUGUCGGGCCAAGACUUGUUUCCAGUGUGGCAUGGUGGGCCACUUCAUCAGAGAUUGUCCUCAGACCAAGAAAGAGGAGCCUAAGAAGAAUUUCACUCAGAACCCGGGACGACUUUUUACCAUGACUCAGGUUGACGCUGAUGUUAGUCCGUCAGUGGUGACAGGUCAGUUGUCUAUAAAUGGUUGUUCUUAUACUGUAUUGUCUGAUUCGGGAGCUACCCACUCUUAUGUGUCUAGUAGAGUAAUUGAAAGUUUCGAUAAACCAUGUGAUAUUUAUGCUUCGGGGUUUGGUACCCUUUUACCUUCGGGAGACCUUAUGGUAUCCACUAGGUGGAUUCGGUCCUUAUCCUUCUCGAUUGACGGUUGUGAAUUAACCGCCAAUCUAAUAGAAUUGCAAUUGUCUGAUUUUGAUAUAAUCAUGGGAAUGGAUUUUCUGUCUAAGUAUGGGCCAACGAUUGACUGCAAGCAGAAGAUGGUGGUGUUUGAGCCUGAUAGUGCCAACCCAGCAGUGUUUGUGGGUAAAGUUCAGGGGGCACGCAUACCAAGAAUAACACUUUUGAAAGCUAAGGACCUGAUGAGCAGAGGUUGUCUGGGAUUCAUAGUUACUGCAGUGGAUACCACCCACCUGUGACAUCUGGACCUGAGAGUACAAGAUUGGUAUGCGAGUUUCUUGACAUCUUUCCAGAAGAUCUACCGGGAUUGCCACCUACCCGGGAGAUUGAAUUUGUAAUUGAGUUAGUUCCGAGAGCGGAACCAGUAUCA